Mercenaria mercenaria is the source of this 5352-nucleotide messenger RNA. RefSeq names its product eukaryotic translation initiation factor 4 gamma 3-like. The record is from RefSeq and is a predicted model, not a curated record. The transcript has 10 exons. Gene Ontology annotation, molecular function: translation initiation factor activity; mRNA binding; protein binding. NCBI's taxonomy places the organism in Eukaryota, Metazoa, Mollusca, Bivalvia, Venerida, Veneridae. Bases 1 to 1371 code for a protein of 456 amino acids. Gene Ontology annotation, cellular component: eukaryotic translation initiation factor 4F complex.
AUGAUCAUUGUCAACAUUGAUAAUGUGAAAACACGCUAUUACACACAAUACAGGGCUGUUAAUGGGAUUUGUUUGGAAUUGCAGUUCAAAGUUCAGUCGGACUCUAAACCAGGAGAAAUGGUGAAUUUUCGAGCUGUGUUAUUGACAAGAUGUCAGAGGGAAUUUGAGAAGGAUACAUCGUCAGAAGCCCUGUUUGUAACUAAAAGGAAAGACAUAGAGAAGGCAGAGGAUGACGCACAGAAAGAAAAGUUGAAAAAGGAAUUAAAGUAUGAGGAAUCUAAAGCUAAACAAAGAUCAUUAGGAAAUAUUAGGUUUAUGGGAGAGUUAUUCAAAUUGAAAAUGUUGACCGAAAAUGUAAUGCAUGAUUGUGUGUUCAAAUUAUUACGCACCAAAGACCCAGAGAAACUUGAGUGUUUAUGUCAGCUACUCACAAUUAUAGGAAAAACAUUAGAUGUAGAUAAAGCAAAGCCAAGAAUGAAUCAGUAUUUUCAACAAAUUGGCAAAAUUGUCAAUGAAAAGAAAACUUCACCAAGAGUACGAUUUAUUUUGCUGGAUGUCAUGGAUUUAAGAACAAACAAAUGGGUGCCCCGCCGUGUUGACAACAGCCCAAAAACAAUAGACCAGAUACACAAGGAGGCUGCUCAGGAAGCCCAAGUAAAAGCUUUACUCUCUCAACAAAAUCAAAUGCAGCAGCGAGCUCAGAGAGGUGGUCGAACAGGUGGACCUUUCGGCCAAAUGGGUGGUGCUGAUGGUUGGAACACAGUCGUUGUAAACAGAACUCCGCUCAAAUCUGUAGAAAGAUCAAUAGAUUCAUCCACAAUGAAAUUAACAAAAGGACUGGAACACAGAGAUGGAGGUGAUUGUGCCUUAACCACUCCCACAACUGGGAUUCCAUUGACGGAUAUAGAAGUAAAAUUGCACGAGCUCAUCGUGCAGAACAAGGCAGAUAAUGAGACCGUAUUCGAUUGGAUCGAAAGCAAUGUGGACGAUCCUACAAGGGGAGCAAAAUUUAUACGUGCUCUUAUGACUGCUGUAUGUUAUAGUGCAAUCAAAGGUGAGAAAGGCAAAGAGAGACUAGCACCAAAGGAGAUCAGUGCCAGGAAUGAUUUAUUACAGAGAUACCUCCAUCACAAUUUUGGCUCGGAGCUUCAGGCUCUCUAUGCAGUACAGGCAUUGGUUUCCAAACUGAAACACCCUCAAGGGGUACUACGGGGAUUGUUAGACACUUUGUACGAUGAGGACAUCAUUUCAGAGGAAGUAUUUUUUCAGUGGGAGAAGUCAGAGGAGGAACCAGAAGGAAAGGAUAUGUGUCUAAAACAAGCCAUUCAGUUCUUCACAUGGCUACGAGAGGACGAGGAAGACAGCUUUUAAGACAGGAACCUGGAUACUGAAGACUUAGCAAUUUUUACGCAGGCUUUAUUUAGCGUUUUAAUGAUUUUCAGCUUCAUUCGCGAUAUUAACAAUUCACGAAACGUGUUUUUUUUGUGUUUUAGGAUAUAAUGCAGAUAACUGUUCAAGCAUAUUUUGGAAAAAAAAGCUGAGUGGCAUUUUUCGCGAAUAUUGGCGAGUAUAAAACCGUCGCGUAUAUUAAAAGCGCUGAACUACUGAUGGGGCGAUUAUCUUCCAGUCCAAUUUUGGGUUCGAAUCCCGCUACCAACCUGACUGUUAACGAUUGUGGUCUAGUCCUGUUCCUUCCCUAAUACUAUGGUUAAGAAAAUUGAGCACCAGAAGAAAAAUUGACGGCCUUAAUAUAACCUUAAAUACUGUUUAAAACUAGUGUUUAAACAAAUAUCGCUUAUCUACAUCCCUGAAGCAAAUUGGAGACAAAACACUUUUUACAGUAUGCUUUCAGCAUUCAACAUUCAGCAGAAUGUAGAAUAAAAUGAACUUAUUUAGUAUAUAAAUGUUAAAAAAAAUGCCGUUAAAUUAGAUAAUAUUAUAGUUUCUACUGUAAAUGUAAAAAUUAUUCUGCAGCAAAAAUAUAACAUGUAAGCUAUCUCGGUGUACAAAUCGUAGAAUGUGGUCAUUUGUUUCUUCUCACGUUACUGUGGCGAUUCCACGCAACGCUUACCUCCCCUAGAACCUAGCAACCGAUCUGGAAGAAUCGAUUUUUAAAUUUAUGCUUCCCUUUCACACUCUACACAUUUUAUGCUCAUUAUAAAUUUUAUUGUAUUAUAUGCAAAAUCACAUCUAGUAAAAGGUAUACCUUUAUUAAAAAUAUAAUUAUAAUGCACAGUAUAAAUAUAUUAACGUUUGUUAUGAAUGAAACUGUACUCGGAACCAGUCUGGGCCCAGUUGUUCAAAACUUUAAUCGGCUGUUAAACUAACCGCCUGUUAAAUUUUGAUUCAAAAUAUUAAGCAUGAUUAAAACCACUUAUAUGAUGUUUGAAUUUUACUGGAAAGACGUUUGAGUGUUAAUGAUUCUGAAAUUAUAAUAUGUUUUGAUAAGUCUUCUAAAAUGUCGAAAUGUAACUCUAAAAAUUAAUCGACCGUUAGCUUAAUCGCCUGCUAAAGUUUCGAACAACUGGGCCCUGCACUAAGUCUGGUUGAGUUCGUAAUAUUUGUUUGAUUAGCUAUUUAUAGACCGAGGUCACAGCUAUAACGAAGUGGUUGCUGGAAUCCCGUUUCCAUUUAAAUCAACAUAAACAAUAUCUAAGUGUUUCGAUAAAAUUUUAAUUAGAAAUAUUGUAUAUAUUUUUGUUAGAUACAUCUUACAUUUCGCAUGAUCUAUUAGCUGUAUCUCUUCAUAUUACACAGUGUGUGUGUGUGUGUGUAUUGUCAUUGAGUUUUACCUUACCAAAGACGAAAAAGUGUUAUUCAUUCGGAUAUUUCAUUCAUAGGGGUCGAAUUAAUUUACCUUCAUUAUGUAAUAUUUUCUAAUGUUAUCUGAACGGAUAACAGAGAGCUGUAUGACAUAAUCAUUUACAGAAUCACGUAGAAAUUAUUAUAGUAUUCUAUGUAUUUUGGACAGCUAUACAGAUAGAUAUGCCAUACAUGUUAUCACUGUUCUGCUGAAAUGUUAGGACUAUUUCGGGGGCGAUUGUUUACUGGUUGCUUGUAGGCAGACGGUAUUAAGAGAAUCUGAACUGUAUUGUAAACUCUGGGGCUAAUCGCCCCAAGAAUGGUAUCAAAAAAUAACUAUUCUUGAAGCAACUUCGGUCAUUUUGAACAAUUGUGAGAUAAACUGUGUAUUAGUAAAUAGAGUCUAAAUUCAAGAAAUGAACUAUGUUGAUUAGAUUACCUGUGGCGUUGCAUGAUUUUGACUCCAGGCGGAUUAUUAAAACAUUUUCACUUUCUGGUUUUUUAGUCAGUGCAUGUUAACUGCGUGGAAUUCUUGCAACUAAUUCUAGUUAUUAUUCAGUGCGUUCAGCUAGCACUGUAUGAGAUUUUUUAUUUAUUAUUUCGUUAAUAUUCUUGCUAUUGUUAACCUAAUGGGCAUGAAUGAAUUAUAUAGGCAGGUGAAAUAAUGUAAAGGAAGUCUAAAUCCUAUUCAACUGUUUAAGCAUAUAAGGAUCUUACAUGACAAGGUUUUCCCAAAUCCGAGGGGCAAUGUGGAAUGUAAAACCAAGCGCUAGCGAGGUUUAUUAUUCAGGCAGUCCCGAGGGUUUGGAAAAUACCUGUCUAACUCAAUCAUGUUAAAUCAGUUUUCCUUGCCUACUAUUGACAUUAUUGCAUUAUUUUCAUAGAUGAAUUAAAAAACGCUCAUAAUACACUAUGAUCUCAGAUUAUGACGUCAGUAUGCGCACGGGUAGCUUAUCUUUUGCAGUUUGUAUUGAACCAGAAGGUAUCCAAGUGGUAGGAGAAACUUCUUGAAGUUAAAAUCUAUCCAUUCUAUAGUCUGGUAUAUAUAAUAAAUGGUUUUGUCUGAUAUUUAAAGGAAAGGAUGGAUGAAACAGCAGUCCAAGUCUUGAAACCGAAGGCUCGUAUUACUGUGGUCUUUAGAUAUAUAUUUGUCACAUUAAUAAAGUUUAAUUAUUGUCGAUUUGUUCGGAAAAUGACACUUCGCGAUAUAAUAUUGUUAAUUGUGUUGCUGGAUAGAUUUUACAUCUUACCUGUUUAGAAAAUUACAUAUCUUCAUCGAUAAGAGAGCCAGUUUGUGUCUCUUCACACACGGUUCAUGAAAAUAUUGAAUUGUCUCCCUUUUAGAUGAUAUCACACUGAAACAUAUCAAUUCUAUAGUAAUCAUUAUUGAUGAGUGCUUUUAUGUCCAUAAAGGCUCAAAGUUCGAUUACUUAAUUCUGAAUCGUAAAAGAUGAUAUAUAGUCAGGAGUUUGUAGAUUUAUAAAAACAGUAUAUCAUGAAGUAUUUCUGGCAUCAUCUAAGUUAUUUUAAAUUUUUUCAAUUAUUUAUUAAUGAAAAUAAUAAAGAUACGCGAACUCUCGCAACGUAUGUCUGUAAAGCUUUCGAAAAAGGAAGUAACUAUAAAUAGAUAGACUCUAACUGCAAUGAUAUGUACGUUUAAAUAGUGGUUUAUCCAAAUUGUCUCUCCUAAAGCUGUGUUAUAACUGAUACCUUUGAAUUACUGAAAAAAAUGUUACAAUUUUAUUUACAUAAUUAUCUGCUAUCUUGCCAUACAUGUUGUAUUUAUUACUUUGUAUGUAUAUUGAAGAUAUGAUGAUGGAUCUUGUUUGAUUUAUUGCAUAAAAAAAUAUUAUUUCUCUUUUAUUUUCUGUCUCAGAUCUGAACUGAAAUAAACAAAAUCCCGAAUGAUUUAGUUUUAAUUUUGUCUGCGAUUCAUCCAUACACAAUUUACACCCUAAUAUCUUUAUUGGGAAGUUAAACACCAAUGUAAGAGAAGAAUGAUGUGUAAGCGUUCGUUUCAUUAUAAUAUUAAAUUUUGGUCCUAACUGUUCUUAUAUGGAUAAUAACACAUUUUAGCAUAAUUAUUGUACUCUGGUCUGGAAUUCUCUUCGUGGACAUAUUAAAGAUAGUAAUAAAUGUAUGUCUUUUAAAAAGGAAGUAAAGAAACAUUUCUAGGACAAUACUCUACUAAGAGAUGAUUUUAUUUUGUUUUGUAGCUAGGAUAUCGUAAAUUUAUAAUAUAUUAAUUUAUUAAAUACAACACGUUAUUGUAUGAUACAGUCUAGUAAUCUAGUUUGAGAUUUUCUAGAUCAUUUCUAUUACAAAUUUAAGAGGACCCAAUUGGAAAUAAGUCUUAGACCUUUAUUGGCUAUCCUGCAUAUAUACAUCUUUUUAAGUACACUUUAUUUAUUUAUUUCAGCUAUGACUAAAAUGGGCUAGAUUUUAUGUAGGCAUAGGUAUCUGUAAGAUAACUAUGAUUCAUAACAUGCAGUAAUAAACUAUGUACUAGUAAGUGUAAUCAAGUAAUUAUGUGAUUUAUUUUAUUGUGAC